This is a messenger RNA of Ostrinia nubilalis (European corn borer), 1271 nucleotides long. RefSeq lists its product as uncharacterized. Bases 42 to 794 code for a protein of 250 amino acids. NCBI's taxonomy places the organism in Eukaryota, Metazoa, Arthropoda, Insecta, Lepidoptera, Crambidae. The record is from RefSeq and is a predicted model, not a curated record. The transcript is spliced from 6 exons.
AUUACCUCCGUCCCAGCAACACGCAUCAGAAACAGGUUGAGAUGUGGUGCAGGAGGCAGGCUGCGGCUGCUAUGCUGCCUUUUCUUCUGGUGGGCUGGCUGACCGGCGAGUCUUCUGAGGCUCUCACCACAUUUGGGAAGAGUAACACACAACCGCCAAAGGAAGUCGUACCCACAGCGCCGCCUGCUCGAGCAUGCGGCAAGCCGUCUGACUGCGCUGGCAUCAGCAGCAGCUCCUGUGUCCGAACCCACUACGACUCCACCACCAGAUGUCUCUGUGGGGACAACUCGCCACCGGUCAACGGGCAGUGCGAAGCGCAAACUAAAUCUCUCUACCACAUCUGUAGCAACAGCGACGAAUGCAACGAUGGGCUGGUCUGCGCGACUCCAAACAUCACGGGCACCCCUCCCCCUCACCUCCGAAUGUAUCUGACGACCGAGCGACACACGAUCUGUCAGUGUGACGCAGAAAACGGGUUCAGGGAGCACGAACACUCUUGCAGUGAUGCUAUCAUAAAGCUGAAUAUACUCAGAAGACAUAACAGGGCGACCCUGAUGGAUCCAAAACAUACAGCGGUCGAAGGCGAUGAGAGAGCCGACAGUCCAGCGAGACAAGAGUCAGAAGCGACCCCUAUUGGGCCUGAACUGAUAGUACCGAUAGUACACAUGGCCACGAGGCAAUACGUAUCCAAGACGCAGAAGCAAUGGGAAAGCAAAAACGAUGCUGACAUACUGAAAACUUCAGUUUUCGCCGUGAUCAUCGUGUCCUGCAUAAGAAAAAUCCUCGUUUACUAAGUUUCUUAAUUUUUACUCAAAAUCAUUAUUAAGUUACAAUUGAAAUAAAAAAGUUAUGAUUUCUUAGGUUGUUGUGCAUUUUAGCAGUGUGAUAUUUAGUAAAAAAUGCUUGAUUAUAAAAGAGAUAGUUAAACUAAUUCUUGUUAUUAAUUAACAAACAUUAAAAUCGAUACAAAGUUUAAAACUAGUUGAGCAAUUUGUCAUAUAAUUUAUAAAUUGUUAGUGUUUCAUAGUUUUUGCAAGUUGUAGUACCUACCUACUUACAUUUUAGUGUAUUAAGAUCAAGUACAAUUUAAAAUCAUUCCUACUCAAUUCAUAUUGUGAUAGAUUUUAGUAGAUUUAAAACACUAGAGCAAGUGAUUAAGCUCUAAAUUACAUUUUUCAUUUACCUAAAUGCAUCUAAAUACAUUUUAAGCUUUAUUACGUAAUCUUCUUAAUUAUACCAAAAUUUAAAACAUUAAAGGUUUUCAAAUGCUA